GCCUGGGACGCGCCUCGCACUGCUCGCUGUCGGGGCCAGAAACACGCACCGUGCUGGAUGGAGGACUAGACCCAGGACUAAUAAACGUGGAUGAUCAUUAGUUUUCUGUUUUAGGGAGGAUCAGUUCAUGAACGUCAGGAUAACCAAGUCUCCCAGGCAGCUCCCCCCAUCUCUCUCCUCUGAAACCGUUAUAACCUCCUCUUACUGGGAUCAGAAGCUGAAGCCAUGCAGGAGUCGAGACGCAGGCAGCAAUUAGCUCUGGGCCUGGUGUUUGGCUUGUGGCUUCCCUGCUGCCUAGCCCAGACCACGCCGUCGAGCACGACCGCCCCGACGCCGACGCCGGCGCCGUCGCCGUCGCCGUCGCCGUCCCCUCAGCCUCCGUCCCAGCGGCUCCAGGUCCGGCUGGCCGGGUACCCGCGGAAACACAACGAGGGCCGCGUGGAGCUGUUCCACAAGGGAGAGUGGGGAACCAUCUGCGACGACGACUUCUCCAUAACCAACGCCAACGUGCUGUGCCGCCAGCUGGGCUUCGUGGAGGCCACAGGCUGGACCCACAGCGCCAAAUACGGCCAAGGUCAAGGAAAGAUCUGGCUGGACAACGUGUUGUGUCAAGGAGGAGAGAAAAGCAUCGACUUGUGCAAAUCCCGCGGCUGGGGCAACAGCGACUGCACUCAUGACGAGGAUGCUGGCGUGGUGUGCAAAGAUGAGAGGAUACCCGGCUUCGUCGACUCCAACGUCAUCGACACCCAGCUGGAUGAGAGCAGAGUGGAGGAGGUGCGACUCCGGCCCGUGGUUGCCACGGCGAAGAAGAGGAUGCCCAUCACCGAGGGCGUGGUGGAGGUGAAGCACAAGGACGGCUGGGCGCAGAUCUGCGACCUGGGCUGGACCAUCAAGAACAGCCGCGUGGUCUGCGGCAUGCUGGGAUUCCCGCAUGAGAGGAAGGUCAACAAGAACUUUUACAAACGUCUGAAAAAGCGAGCGGCGGAGAAGGUCUCCAGUCCAAAGGUUAAUGUUUCAGCUGGUGGAAGGCAGGCACCCAAAGCUAAAGUUAAAUCUAAGUCUAAACAGAGCAGUCCUGGAAAAAGGUUGUAUUUGGAGCGUCAGAAGAACUACUUCCACAUCCACUCGGUGGCCUGUACGGGUACAGAGGUCCACCUGGCCGCCUGCCCCCUGCAGUUCACCAAGCCCAACGCCACCUCGCCCUGCGCCGGCGGCAUGCCGGCCGUCGUCAGCUGCAUGCCCGGGCCCAUGUUCAUGCAGAACACCGGGUCCAAAAAGAAGCCCAAAAUUUCGAGCAACGUGAGGCUGAAGGGCGGCGCCCGGGUGGGCGAGGGCCGGGUGGAGGUGCUGAAGGGCAGCGAGUGGGGGACGGUGUGUGACGACCGCUGGAACCUGCUGUCCGCCAGCGUCGUCUGCAGGGAGCUGGGCUUCGGCAGCGCCAAGGAGGCCAUCACAGGAGCCCGGAUGGGACAAGGAAUGGGUCCGAUCUACAUGAACGAGGCGAAGUGUCUGGGCACUGAGAAGUCCCUGUGGAACUGCCCCUUCAGGAACAUCACGUCAGAGGACUGCAAGCACGUGGAGGACGCAGCCGUGCGCUGCAACGUGCCGUACAUGGGCCUGGAGAACUCGAUCCAAAUCACAGGGGGACGGACCCGCUACGAGGGCCGCGUGGAGGUGCUGAGCUCCGACGCCAACGGGACGGAGAGGUGGGGUCUGAUCUGUGGUGAGAACUGGACCACCAAGGAGGCCAUGGUGGCCUGCAGGCAGCUGGGCUUGGGCUACGCUAACCAGGGCCUGCAAGAAACCUGGUACUGGGACAGCAGCAACGUGACGGAGAUGGUGAUGAGCGGCGUGAAGUGCACCGGCAGUGAGAUGUCUCUGAGCCAGUGCCAACACCACAAGACCGUCAACUGCCAGCGAGCGGCGGCAAAGUUUUCAGCUGGAGUCAUCUGCUCAGAGACCGCCUCUGAUCUGGUCCUGAACGCCCCGCUGGUGCAGGAGACGGUUUACAUCGAGGACCGGCCCCUGCACAUGCUCUACUGCGCCGCUGAGGAGGACUGUCUGUCCAAGUCCGCCGCCAAGGCCAACUGGCCCUACGGACACCGGCGCCUGCUCCGCUUCUCCUCCCAGAUCCAUAACAUCGGGCGGGCGGACUUCAAGCCAAAGGCUGGACGCCACUCGUGGGUCUGGCACGCCUGUCACGGCCACUAUCACAGCAUGGACAUCUUCACACACUACGACCUGCUGAACGCCAACGGCACCAAGGUGGCCGAGGGACACAAGGCCAGCUUCUGUCUGGAGGACACAGACUGUCAGGAGGGUGUUUCUAAGCGAUACGAGUGCGCCAACUUCGGUGAUCAGGGCAUCACCGUGGGCUGCUGGGACUUGUACCGUCAUGACAUCGACUGCCAGUGGAUUGACAUCACAGACAUCAAACCUGGAAACUACAUCAUGCAGAUUGUUAUCAAUCCUAACUCUGAAGUGGCUGAGAGUGACUUUACCAACAACGCCAUGAAAUGCAACUGCAAGUACGAUGGACAUCGGAUCUGGUUCCAUAACUGCCAUAUUGGCGAUGCGUUCAGUGAGGAGGCAGAGAGGAGGUUUGAUAAAUACCCCGGAGAGCACAACAACAGGGUUUCCUCAUAAACUGUAAUCAUACAAUAGAAGGAUGAUCAAGGUGGGGUUUGGAUGAAGAAGCAUAGACCUCACCUGGUCAAAGAUGAACACACAAACCUUUUGUUUUCAGGUACUAAAUGGAUCCCCACCACAUAUUUUUAAUUAGUAGUCAUUGAGAAAGCCGGCGUGUGUUGUUAUUAUACUUGAAUGUUCAAGUGGGCACGUUUUUUCUCUAGUCUAAUGGAAGUGUAUGCUAUAUUUUUGUUAAAUAUUUAGAUUUUAUAAAGUCAGUCAUGCAGUCUGUAUGACAAAUGUACAGCAUUCUAUUAAAUAAUUGUGUUCCUA
Messenger RNA from Cololabis saira (Pacific saury), 2961 nucleotides. RefSeq names its product lysyl oxidase-like 3b (gene loxl3b). NCBI's taxonomy places the organism in Eukaryota, Metazoa, Chordata, Actinopteri, Beloniformes, Belonidae. Bases 226 to 2646 code for a protein of 806 amino acids. The transcript has 16 exons. Gene Ontology annotation, cellular component: membrane. Gene Ontology annotation, molecular function: protein-lysine 6-oxidase activity; copper ion binding. Gene Ontology annotation, biological process: peptidyl-lysine oxidation. The record is from RefSeq and is a predicted model, not a curated record.